Messenger RNA from Zeugodacus cucurbitae (melon fly), 2270 nucleotides. RefSeq names its product protein NASP homolog (gene Nasp). Gene Ontology annotation, cellular component: nucleoplasm. Gene Ontology annotation, molecular function: histone binding. The coding region runs from base 201 to 1559 and encodes 452 amino acids. Lineage: Eukaryota; Metazoa; Arthropoda; Insecta; Diptera; Tephritidae. Gene Ontology annotation, biological process: DNA replication-dependent chromatin assembly; CENP-A containing chromatin assembly. The transcript is spliced from 6 exons. The record is from RefSeq and is a predicted model, not a curated record.
GCCAGCAGUAAUCAAAACGCAUUCAGAUUCCAUUAUACUUACGAAAACUCAAGUGUGUGGACGAUUGUUGCAGUUGCAUAUUUUUAAUUUAGCUAUAUACAACAAUUUAUUCAUAAUUGGAGAGUGAUUUCAACAAUUGAUUGCAAACAAUUUUUUACUAAGUUAACACGUAAAACGUAAUAAAAAAUAUAUACAUAAACAUGUCAACAGAUGAGCAAACUCCUGUUGUGUCCAACGAUGAAGGCGGUGCUGCAGCGAAAGAAAGCACCACUACUCUUGGAGAAACUGGCGUUGUCGAUGAGAUGCAUGCGCUAAAGUUGCUCGACGCCAAAGAGUUGUACUGUUAUGGUUCACGAAAUUUUCUAGUAAAAAACUACAGUGACGCCGCUGAUCAGCUGAGUCAAGUUUGCGCCUUAUAUGAAGAAUUGUACGGCGAGCAGUCGGAUGAAUUGGGCAUGCCAUAUUUGCUCUAUGCAAAAUCAUUGAUUGCCUUAGCAUUGGAUGAGAACAAAGUCAUCGAUGUGCCGGACGAAGAGGAACUCGAUGAUGACGAUGAUGAUGAUGAUGAAGAUGCCGAUGAGGCGGCGGCGGACGAUGAAAUGGCCGUAGAUGCAGCACCAAACGCAAAGAAUGGUAGUAAUGGUGCAGAGGCGACGGCUGCGGCGGCAGGCAGCAGUGGGAAUCGUAAGCUAACAAGUAUUAAAGAGAAGAAUGAAGAGGCUACUGAGCCAGCAACAUCGACCACCGCUGAAGUGAAAACAGCGCCGAAGGAUGCGGCGCCUGUUGCCGCAACGCCAGUUUUGGAUGACGAGAAGCCGAGCACCUCCAACGGUGAUACCGCUGGCGAAGAGAUUGAAGACGUAGAGAAUGACGCGGCUUCCAAUCUGCAAUUGGCUUGGGAAAUCCUUGAGCUGGCUGACAAAAUUUUCUCACGUCAAGGCGCAGAUGGCAUAUCAAACUUGGCUGAGGUGCGAACGGAGCUGGCUAAUAUUGAAUUCGAGAACAAUUUGCCUGAGGCGGCACGUGAUGAUUACGUUAAAGCAUUAAAAAUUUACCAGGAACUGCCGCCCAACUACCGACGCGCUAUGGCCGAAAUACAUUACAAAAUUGGUCUAACCUAUCUGAUGCAGCAGAUGAACAAAGAGGGCGCUGAAUCGCUGAAGGCCGCAUGCGAGCUGAUCGAUGGUGAAAUAAAGGAGAUACAAGAGAGCGAAGAGGAGCUGAGUGAGAAACGGAAGAGUAAGAUACAGGAUUUAGAGGAGACCAAACAGGAGAUUUGGGCGAAAAUAUCCGAAAUCGAGGAAACACAAGCGCAGAACAUCGCCGAAGUGCGCGCUGCGCUGGACAGCUACAUUAAACCAAUCAAUAGCUCAUCAGCGGACACAAAUGGUGCCGGUACCUCAAAUGCUGCGUCCUCAUCGUCAGCAGCGGGCGCAUCGUCGUCGUCAUCGAGUGCUGCCAAACCGACAGAUAUUUCACAUUUAAUUAAACGCAAGAAGCCGAGUGAUAAUGGGGAUGCCGACGUUGGCGCGUCACCAGCUAAACGACCAGCUGCCUAAUUAUUCUCUAUAGCUCGGGUUGCAUUGUUUUUUAUUUUAUUUUUUGUUUCGAUAACAGCUCGUGUUUUUAUGCAAAGUUUUUGCUAAAUUGUGACUGCUUGCCGUUAUUAUUUAUUAACGGAGGAAAGCAUAUAAGACAAAGCAAACAAUUUAUUUAACUGUAAUUGUUCUUCAACGAAUUCUUAUUUAGUUUGAAAUAUAUAUAUUUUUUUAUUUUUUUUAUGUUUUGCUGGUCGAAUUGAUAUACAUUGCUUUGUUUCAACUGAAUAAACAUUUUUUUAUUUGUUGGCUACGCUCAAAAAGACAUUUUCUAAUUUAAUAGUGGAAACUUUAUAAUUCUAUGCUCUACGUUUUUUACUAACUCAAUUGCAGUCACAAUUCUAAGUGUUUUAUAAUCUCGUUUUCUUGCUUUAACAACACUUAAUGGUGAAUUCUCUGUAGUUUUUCUACAAUAGCAUUUAGUUUUAAGCAUAUACAUUGCAAAUACAUAUUAUUUAUAUAAAUACAUAUUUAAUUUAUAUUAUAAAUAGUCUUUCUUGCUAUUAUUUGUAUUGUUUAUUUUUGUUCAAGCUCAUUGCCACACUACACACUCUUACUGUCAGAAAACACAACAAAACAAUGCGUAGUGUUAAGUUAAACAAUACAAAUAUACAUACAUAUAAAUGAUAUUCAUACAAAAAUAAAGGAAAAUAUUUUUUUCUACUUAUACAA